CUUUGCCAUGCUUCUUUCAAGCCAGCGUCUUGUGCUGCUUUAGACUUGUGCAGUCCGUCCAUUCAGCCGGCGUCCCAUUUUCUUUUGGCGCUCACUCAUGCGAGCAUAAUUUGUGAUUGUGGCCGCAACAUGGUUUGCCACCGUCUUCACCUCAACCGAUCUACAGUCACAAGUCUCAUGUAGGGGUGACGCGCCUCUCAAGCGUGAAGGCGAACAAGCACAACAUGGCGAGCAACGCUCAUCUUUUGUUGGACCCAAAGUCGAUGAAGAAAAUGUCUAAGAUGUCAGGAGGUCCAGGCCGCCGUACCCCUCUCGGCGAUCAGUCUUCCUCUGAAGGGCCACAGUCUCCUCAGAAAACAGGCUCUACAACAUCGCACUCAAUGUCUCCUUCAAACUCGUUUAACAACGUCCCAAAGCUGCCCAACGCAUAUGAUCAUAGAUCCCUUCUCGACCCCGGGAGAUCUCGUCAGCCUCUUAAAUCUACUACGUUCCUCAAAGGAGAAACUGGAGACAAGGACAGUGCCCAAAAAUCCAUGCUCGAAAGUAUCUAUGGCGUCGAAGAUCGGAUCAGCAACCCCCGCAAAAAGGUGAAACUGACUGCUGAGGACCAACGCGAGCAAACACCAAAAUUGGGUAUUUCCUCUCAUCGCCGCGGUAACGGAAUCGUCGGUGAAUAUAUGCGACCAGAUCCCGACCAGGCACCCGAAGUAACAAAGAAAAGCCUAGUUGAUCUCACAAACGAUGAAGAUGAUGAUGGCGAUGACGACGAUGUCCAAAUCGUUUCCUCUUGGUCACUCGAUGAUCAAGAAGUAUGCUAUGGCCACAUUGCGACGGUCGCACAAGCUUACCUCCUUCCCAAGCCGAAGGUCGCUGGCAAUAUCUUCCACUCCGAACGAGAAUGGCCCGUUAUGAAGUGUACCCUCGUCCGCAAACCGUCCAAGGACAUGAUAAUUGACGUUCAAGAUCCAUCGGACACGGCAUUUGCUAGAGUUCACCCCGACUUUGCUGCAGUACUUGCGCAAGCUAUGGAUACCAUGAAGGGGUUUCGGACACAGGCGAAAUUGAUCAACCGGCGCAAGAAACCAGACGAAUGGCCGCACAAAGCUUGCUCCGAACAGCUCAAGAUGGUAGUUAAUGUCUAUGGUCGACGUGGAGACGUCGAUAGAGUCGGGCGGCUUUUCGGCAACAACAACUUCUGGCUGCGCGCCCCAAUGGCUUCGGAGCCUGGGAUACCAAUCGUUAAUCCACAUGCACACAAUAAGUCACUCUUCCCAACUUUGCGUCUCACAGGCCAAGCGAGGACUUUACCCGACACACGCACUCUCGAGGAAGCUACAGAAGCAGUCUCGAAGCUCUUUGAUUCUUUCGCUAAUUCCAGUAGGCCGCUGGUUGAGACUAGUGCGCCACCAUCUGUCGUUACAACACCUCUACUCAGUCAUCAGAAGCAAGCUCUCACAUUUCUCUUGCGACAAGAGCAGCCACGUACCUUUGGCAGUGAUGAAGCAGAGAAUUCCUCACUCUGGCGGCGGAAACAGCGCAGAAAUGGGGAUUUUGCUUAUCACGAAGUUGUCACUGGUCUCUCCGUUAAGGAUGAGCCGGAACAAGUACUUGGAGGUCUCCUUGCAGAUGUUAUGGGUCUCGGAAAGACACUGGAGGCCCUCUCACUCAUCGCAAGUACGUUGGAAGAAGCCGAAUCUUUUGCAAACGAGAAAGUAGUGCGCGACAAUCAGGACAUGCAACACAUCAUAUUAUCAAACACCAAGGCGACGUUGAUAGUCUGCCCGACCAGCACAGUGAAAAAUUGGGAGGAUCAGAUCGCGCAGCACAUCAAGCCUGGAACCAUGGAUUACCACGUCUAUCACGGCCCGAACCGCGAGAAGAAUCCGUACAAGUUGCUAAGGUACGAGAUGAUCAUCACCACUUACGGUGUAGUCGCAUCUGAAUUCUCCAAGGCUGCUGUAACACUGAGCCCGUUGAGACAGUUGAAAUGGUUCAGGAUAGUGCUCGACGAAGCACAUACGAUCCGAGAACAAAAGGCUCUGCAGUCUCAAGCCUGCUACAGUCUAGAAGCCCAACGCCGCUGGUGCUUGACCGGGACACCCAUUCAGAAUCGGCUAGAUGACCUGGGGUCGUUGACGAGGUUUCUCCGCAUGUACCCAUACGAUACAGCAGGUCGAUUUAAUCAGUACAUCCGAGGGCCAGCUCAGGCGGGCGAUCCGGCCUUCCUGAAAGCGUUGCGUGUGUUUGUGGACUCAUUUACGCUCCGUCGGCUUCGAGACCGGAUUGACCUCCCAGAGAGAAAAGACUAUGUCGCCAAACUGACGUUUUCAAACGAAGAGCGAAUUCUACACGACUUCUUCAAAGGCAUUGCUCAAGUCCAAAUCGAGCAACUCAGCCGUACGAAGGAGAAGAACAGUGGUGUUCAGCAUCACGUACUUCGUGGCAUCAUGACGUUACGGCUAAUUUGCGCCCAUGGUCGGGAGUUGCUGAAAGAAAAAGAUCUAAAGCUGCUGAAAGGGAUUAGCGCUACUGAUGCCAUUGACGUCGACGAAGAUGCCGGACCACCGACCAUAUCGAGAAAGGCUGCCUACGAGGCGUUGAAUUUGAGGACCGAGGCUGAGCUGGAUGUGUGCCGAAACUGUGAACGAAGCAUAACCAAGGAUGUCGUCAAGACCGAAGCGGAUGACGAGGAGCAGGCGCUGCGAUGCUUCAUCCUCCCAUGCUUCGACCUCGUCUGCGCCGACUGUUUCAAUCCGGCAAAGGCGUCUUUCGACAGCGUACCGGACAAGGAAGCCGUUACCUGUCCAUUCUGUUCCGCCCAGAUUGCUGCUCAGUACGUCGGAUUUAGUGGAUCCACGGCUCAAGAGAUACUCGUGGCGCCAGAUGACACCAUUGCCGAACCUGAAGAAGAGGACAUCGUGCAGACAUAUUCCGGCCCUCAUACCAAGACGAAAGCGCUUUUGGCAGACAUUGAGCAAAUGAAUCAGGAUAGUCAAGCAUUGGAAGCCGCCGGAGAAGCUCCUUUGAAAUGCGUGGUCUUUUCCGAAUUUACGUCGCACCUGGAUCUCAUCGAGAGAGCAUUGACCGAUCACGGCCACUCUUUUGUACGCAUCGAUGGCACCAUGUCUCUCAACAGCCGCAAGAAGUCGAUGGAUGCGCUCGCAUCGGACAACAACAUCAGAAUCCUGUUGGCAUCGAUCAAGGCCGCCGGACAAGGACUGAAUUUGACGGCUGCAUCCCGAGCCUUCAUCAUGGAGCCGAUGUGGAACCCAGCAGCUGAGGCGCAGGCUGUGGAUCGAAUUUAUCGCAUUGGACAGAAGCGCCCUGUUCUCGUCAAACGGUACCAAAUCGACAACAGCAUUGAGGGCAAGAUUGUGGAAUUGCAGAAACGCAAGCAGCAGUUGGCCGACGUUUCGGUGAAUCAAAAUUACAAACAGCUGAGCAAGCAGGAGGUGCGAGAACAGCAUAUGAAGGAGAUUCUGGCGCUGUUCAAAUGAUGACGGUUGUUGCAGCUCUGCAUCUUGGGAUGAGUUGGAAAUACCACGCAGUUGCAUACAAACAGUGUAACACAAUCAGAACUAUGGGGUUGCCAUUCGUGGAGAAGGGGAAGCUUUGGGAAUACCACGAGGCUCAGACAUCCAUUCCCAUUCGCAUUCGCAUUCGCAUUGGCAUAGACUCGAAACUCACAUGGCUAGGGUCUGUUACGAAGGGGAAGAAGCUGCUCUCAAGAACCAGGUGAGCAAAUACAGAGCAUGGAAGAAACGUUACCCAGGUAGCAUUUGCAGCAGAGAAAGCAUGAAUUCAAUGAUGGUUAUUGAUAUCUGAU
Cladophialophora immunda is the source of this 3826-nucleotide messenger RNA. RefSeq lists its product as uncharacterized. The transcript has 2 exons. The record is from RefSeq and is a predicted model, not a curated record. NCBI's taxonomy places the organism in Eukaryota, Fungi, Ascomycota, Eurotiomycetes, Chaetothyriales, Herpotrichiellaceae. Gene Ontology annotation, molecular function: ATP-dependent chromatin remodeler activity; ATP binding. The coding region runs from base 225 to 3497 and encodes 1090 amino acids.